Musca vetustissima is the source of this 1326-nucleotide messenger RNA. It is a transcript of the gene Ir100a, whose product is annotated as probable glutamate receptor. Lineage: Eukaryota; Metazoa; Arthropoda; Insecta; Diptera; Muscidae. The record is from RefSeq and is a predicted model, not a curated record. The transcript has 2 exons. The coding region runs from base 1 to 1326 and encodes 441 amino acids.
AUGGUCCAUUUGGAGAAAUAUAAUUUGAAAAAGAUUUUUCACAAUAUGAAUGGAUAUCCCUUGCGUAUUUAUAUCUUCGAUUCAAUAUUUUCCAAUGUAAUGGCUGAUAAUGAUGCUGGUCAUAUAUCGGGUGUUAAAGGCACGGAUGGUAAAAUUGCCUAUGCCCUGGAAUCGUAUUUGAAUUAUACAAUGGAAUUACAAUGGCCUGAUGAUGAAUUUUAUGGCUCCCGUUUAGAAAAUGGUUCAUUUAACGGCGCCCUGGGACGUAUAAUACGCCAGGAAACAGAUAUCUCCUUUACGGGAUUCUUUGUCAAAGAUUAUCUAUCGGAUGACAUAGCAUUCACCACGCCCGUCUAUAUGGACAGAUUAUGUUGUUAUGUUAAGAAAGCGAAGCGUAUACCCCCAUCAAUUCUACCUCUACAUGCAGUGGAUGAAAGUAUAUGGAUGGGUUAUGUAGCCUUUGGUCUGAUAUCCGGAGUUUUUUGGAUACUACUAAGGCGUUUGAAUCUCAAAUUAAAUCCUCAAGAAAAACGGAAUUUUACAAGAAAAGAAUGUCAUUGGUAUAAUUUGUUCGCUGAUACAUGGGUGCUAUGGGUACGAAUGACAAUAUCACGAUUUCCAUCAUCAAAUGCGGAACGGAUUUUUGCCAUAUCACUGUGUUUGGUUAGUGUUAUAAUUGGUGCCAUUGUGGAUUCAAGUUUGGCUACGGUGUUCAUUAAACCCCUAUACUAUAAAGAUAUAACCACACUGGCGGAACUUGAAAAAGCCAAUUUGAGAAUAUUCUACAAACAUCCGGCAAUUAAAGAUGAUCUCUUUACUGGUCAUUCCUCGUCAAUUUAUCAAAGUUUAGACAAGCGAAUGUUGCUGGUGGGAGAGCCGGAGGAGCGUUUAAUAAAAAUGAUGUCCCUAAGAGGUAAUUUUGCAGCGGUGACACGUUCAUAUUCCCUAAGUUUGGUGGAUAUUUAUUACUUCAUAACGAAGAAGGUUUUCAUGAUUCCCGAAUGCCCCAAGGUAUAUCACAUAGCAUUCCCGAUGCAAAAACAUUCACCGUUCGAAGAGGAAUUUAAUUUGGCCCUGCUGGAAUUGUUACAGGCCGGUUUAAUUGAUCAUUGGAUUAAACUGGAACAAUACACUUCGAAAAGUCGUAUGCAUCUAUUUGAAGAUUACAUCGGUGAAUCGGAAUAUAAAUGGAAACUAUUAAAAAUUAAUGAUUUACAAUUGGCAUUUUAUGUGUUAACCUUCGGUUUAAGUGUAUCCCUCUUGCUGUGUAUUGCUGAAUAUUUAUAUUGUAAAUUAAAAUUAAAUAAAAUAAAAUCGAGAAGAUAA